Molecule: messenger RNA, 2845 nt
Organism: Pantherophis guttatus
Lineage: Eukaryota; Metazoa; Chordata; Lepidosauria; Squamata; Colubridae
Gene: SYF2
Product: SYF2 pre-mRNA splicing factor
Cellular component (GO): Prp19 complex; catalytic step 2 spliceosome; post-mRNA release spliceosomal complex
Source: RefSeq, a predicted model, not a curated record
GUAGGGCAAUCCUGGCCACCGGAUUGUAACCGAAAGCUUCAGUCCAGCACCACCCCCGCCCUCGAGGCGCCGCGUUGGGAAAGGUUGCUUGUAUCCUGGGAAGUAAAAGAGAUGGUUUCCAACACUUCAGACAGUCCGAUGACAGCUGAAGAAGCUGCUGCCCAAAAGAGAGAAGAACGGCUUAGAAAAUUCCGAGAGCUUCAUUUGAAAAGGAAUGAAGCCCGUAAACUAAAUCAUCAGGAAGUUGUGGAAGAAGAUAAAAGGCUGAAGUUACCAACCAACUGGGAAGCAAAAAAGGCUCGCUUAGAAUGGGAACUCAAAGUGGAAGAAAAGAAAAAGGAAUGCCUGCUGAAAGGGGAAGAUUAUGAGAGAGUAAAGCUGCUAGAAGUAAGUGCGGAAGAUGCAGAACGCUUUGAGAGGAAAAGGAAGAAGAGAAAUCCUGAUCUUGGGUUUUCAGACUAUGCAGCUGCUCAAUUACGCCAGUAUCGGCGGUUGACCAAGCAAAUUAAACCUGACCUGGAAAAGUAUGGAAAAUUAAGAGAAGAAAGUGGUGAAGAUUUUUUUCCAACUUCAAAUAGUUUACUCCAUGGAACUCAUGUGCCCUCCAAAGAAGGCGUUGACAAAAUGGUUUCAGAUCUUGAAAAACAAAUUCAAAAACGUGAAAAAUACAGCCGGAGACGUUCUUACAAUGACGAUGCAGAUAUCGACUACAUUAAUGAGCGGAAUGCCAAGUUCAAUAAAAAGGCUGAGAGGUUCUACGGCAAAUACACUGCAGAAAUCAAACAGAAUUUGGAAAGAGGGACAGCUGUGUAGACCAAAAAGUUCAGGAGGCUAGCCCUGCUUUCUCAGUUUGGCUUCUUUAAAACCUUCAUGUGUAAAAUACGCUUUGCAAACAUGUUCUAAUGCUAGAAUGAAAUUUGUCCACAUAUAGUACUCCUCCUCUCUAAGAAAGGUAUGUUAGAGAAGUUUUAACAAUUAUGUAAUUGUAGAAAACCAAAGUAUUUGAAGUUAUGGUUGGUGAGCCAAUUGUGAUUUCAUUUUUUGUUUUUGUUUUUUAAUGUGAAUGUUGAAUCACAAACCGUUUUUAAAUGCACAUGUAGUUUAUUUGAAAACCAUCACAAUUGUGUAAGUUGAUACGUUGAUUUUGGUAGUUUGAUUAAACAAAGAGCCAUGGCAUAUAAAGCUGUUUUUAAAACACUCUUGGUAUGUUUUGCCUGCCUAAUGAGCAUCUGGUUUAUAAUGCAAUUAGUGGGAAGCCCCAAAAAGUAAUGAAACAUAAUUCGGACGGAUGUGUGAAACAUAUCCAAGUAGUCUUGGCUUUUGUACACAAAAAAAGGCUGGGUUAGAAAGCUCCCUAAAUAUUAUUUAUAGAAAUCCGUGUAAUAUUGUUUAUACAGGUAGCCCUCAACAUACGAAUGCUUGUUCAGGGAUCUCCAGUGCCCCACUCCCCCACACUUCCCAGCACCACCUGCAGCACUUUUCCAUCCCCUCAUGAUCCUUACUUAGUACUCAACUCUUCCCACUUAAUAGCUUGCAGUCCUCAGGUUACAGCAGCAAUGGGGACUGCUGUCACUAAGUGAUGCAUUCAUGUGAUGCUUUAUGACUAUGUCAUUUAGUAUUGGCAAUUCCAGUCAACUUACCAUUGUAACCCGAAAAUACCUUUAUAACAAAUUUAAGCGUUUCAGCAAAAGAUGCAAUAAUUGAGCCAGUUUUAUUGUUACUUCAGGUGUUGGAUGUGACCAAACGGUUAAUUGUGUCUGGGUUAGUGGCACACUUUCCCCAACAAUUGGCUGCUGUUCAGGGUUACCUUGCUCCUUUUAGGCCUUGCAGUUUUUAAACAAAACUCUAGUCUGUAAAAUUGCAUAGCAGCUUUUCCUCCCUCCAAAAGUUCUUGUGGUUGUUGGAAUGAGGUGCUGCCUCAGUGUGCUUGCUCCUUUUCUGCUUGUUGCCAGCUGAGCUCCCAAACUAGGCAGGAAUCCCACCAGCUGUAGCUUCUAGUCCUGGCAAUUGAAGAUAACCUGCCUGAAAUUGCUGCUGCCUCUAAUAAUUGGUACAUUGCUGAAAAGGCUGGGGGGUGGUUCAAUUUGCUAGACAGUGUGGAUGCUAGUAAGUAAACUCGAGUGGGAGGAAUGACUCAAUUUCCUCUCAUUUCAAGGGCUGUAUACCCAACUAGCGCUUAUUUGUGGUAACAUAUAUGACUUUACUGCCUUUGGAGUUGAUUCCAAAACAGAAGGUGGUAUAGAAUACUUGGUUGAUGCAGUUUUAGUGUUGGAAGUGGUGGUGCUGGCUUGCCUUUACAGAGCUUGGAACUAGAUUUUGAAGCCUCUUUCGUCCAUCUUGGCUUACUGUUUGCAUUCUGUCAAUAACAUCUUACAUCUUCUGCAAAACAAGACCUCCUCCUGCUCUGGGACAAGAGAAAAUAGUUCAGGCUUGGAUAAGAGUUUGGGAAGAUCUUUACAGGAUCCUGAAGGCGGAUGAAUUCAGUAUCUUGAAGACUUCUACUUUAAUGAAGAAAGCUUCCAAACAAAGGAUGAGCUUGAUCACAAAAUUGCCUUAUGGAUAUGUUAAUUUUCCAAGAUUAAUUAUGAAAAGAUGUGCUCAGCAUGAUUAAAGAUAGCUGUUUUAUUAAUCUUUUUUGUAUCUACCUUCAUAUCUAUAAAAUAUCACAAUUAAUUUAGAAAGUAUUAGUUACCUGUGACCAUAUAGGUUUCUGAUCAACUUAUGUGCAACAGAGUUGUAAAAGCCUUUAACAAUUUAACCUCUUUGCAGUAAGUUUCCGAUCUUUCUCAGCAUUCAAGAAUAUAGUUAAAUAUAACAUCUCUAAUAAAAUAACUGAGUUCUCUGA